UGCUGGGGAGAAAGGCUGGAAAUAGCUUGAAAGCGGGGCUGAAGAUUGAUCCUGGGGCGGAGUCUCGGGACGGGGGCACGUGAUGGGAGCUUUGGGGUUAAGUCUUGGUGCUUGGGCUUGAGGCCUCGUAGUUAAGCGAGGUGGGAUGGAAGGGACACGCAGAAAUGGCGAGCUCAGGCCUAGUCCCUUGAGAUGCGACGCAAGGAUUUUGUAAUUAUCUUUAACCGGCCCUCUUCGCCUUCUCGCAAGGGGUCUAGAGUCCGUGUUCUCUCAAAUGUUUGGAAAGAAAGAAGGACCAAGGCUCUUCUGACAACUUAGCUCUGGGAGGCAUUUAGGCUGCUACCAUGAGGUCAAAUGAGAACACCUUGCUGCUGGGGAAGAAGGUGGUGCUGGUACCCUACACUGCAGAGCACGUGCCUAGGUACCACGAGUGGAUGAAAUCCGAGGAGCUGCAGCGUUUGACCGCCUCCGAGCCACUGACGCUGGAGCAGGAGUAUUCGAUGCAGCGGAGCUGGCGGGAGGACGCGGCCAAGUGUACGUUCAUUGUGCUGGAUGCAGAGAAAUGGCAGGCCCAGCUGAGCACCACUGAAGAGAGCUGCAUGGCGGGAGAUGUAAACCUCUUUCUCACAGAUCUAGGGGACCCUUCCUUGGGGGAGAUUGAGAUCAUGAUCGCAGAGCCCAGCUGCAGGGGCAAAGGCUUAGGCACCGAGGCUGUUCUCAUGAUGAUGUCAUAUGGAGUGACCAAACUAGGUCUGACCAAGUUUGAGGCUAAAAUUGGGCAAGGAAAUGAACCGAGUAUCCGGAUGUUCCGGAAGCUUCACUUUGAGCAGGUGGCCGUGAGCAGCGUCUUCCAAGAGGUGACGUUCAGGCUGACAGUGAACGAGCACGAGCGGCAGUGGCUUCUGGAGCAGACCAGCCAUGUGGAAGAGAAGUGCUAUAGAGAUGGGUCGUCGGAGUCCCACUGACAGCUGGCCUUGUUGGCAGCCACCCUGUGUGAAUGGGGGUUUGGGACCAUGCAGUCUAAAAGCCCAGAGCCCUGUAACAGAAGGUGAACUGUCAGGGCCUUUGGGGCAUAGUGCCCCUGGCCCCUCUGUAGCCUGGGAAUCUCCCUGUGGGGCCCUUCCGACUCUGGGCCGGACUUGCCUUGGCCUCCCUCAGGCUGGCCAUGUGAUGAGUGACUUCAGGGCUAGCCCAUCCUCCUGGCCAGCCCUGGACUCCCGGAACCUGGAAUGGACAGCGUAAACCCCCAGGAGGCAGGGUGGAGGUGGGAGCAGAGGCGAAUGGGGGCCUGGUGAAUGGAAGGCCAGAGGUGCCACCCUGGGGUGGAGGCCCUGGCUAGGAGUAAAGCCUACUGCACAGCA
Mirounga angustirostris (Northern elephant seal) is the source of this 1361-nucleotide messenger RNA. RefSeq names its product N-acetyltransferase 9 (putative) (gene NAT9). Lineage: Eukaryota; Metazoa; Chordata; Mammalia; Carnivora; Phocidae. The transcript has 7 exons. Gene Ontology annotation, molecular function: N-acetyltransferase activity. The coding region runs from base 345 to 965 and encodes 206 amino acids. The record is from RefSeq and is a predicted model, not a curated record.